Paramisgurnus dabryanus is the source of this 1072-nucleotide messenger RNA. It is a transcript of the gene dydc2, whose product is annotated as DPY30 domain containing 2. Lineage: Eukaryota; Metazoa; Chordata; Actinopteri; Cypriniformes; Cobitidae. The record is from RefSeq and is a predicted model, not a curated record. Gene Ontology annotation, cellular component: Set1C/COMPASS complex.
CUGAAUCAACCUCACGUUAACAAAGGAGCGUGGCCGCGGUUUAUUAGCGUCAUUAAAUCAGUAGAUCUGAAAUAGUGUUGUAUUGAGUUUUAAAAUGGAUGAGGAUGUGAGACAGGUGGAUGCGGAGUAUUUGAGGAGGAAUUUGGGUCGCUGUCUUGCUGAGGGUUUGACUGAGAUCGUAGAACGGAGACCACUCGACCCCAUUGAGUUCCUGGUGCACUGGAUCCACAAAUACAAACUCAACAGUGAACUCAUGCAAGAGAGAUCCGUCUAUCAGAGAGAGUUAGAGGAGCAGCAGCGCCGAGUCCGAGAGGAAUCAAUCCAUCAGAAACUACUGGAGGAUGAGCAGAAACAGAUCAAUGAUGCACACCAUCAACUCAAGCUUACAGAAGAGUCUGGGCCAGAACCAGCACGUGAAAAAGACAACAGAGAUCCACCUGAGCAAGACAAUCAGCAGAUCAUUACAGAAAUUGCACCUGAAGAUCUGCAGUCCACAAAUCCCCCAGAAUCAGAUCCAGUAAUGAAGGAAGUCACACAACAAUCAGAUCCAUCUCAGCUGAUUGACAGCACUGCAGAAGAUCAGGUAAAUAAAGAUGAAUCAGAUGAAGUAGCAGAUCAGGGCACAGAUGUAGAUCAAAUCCAUGAGAUCCCCAACAACCCACAGGGCCAAAGUGAAGCAGAUUCACUGAAUCCAGUUCAAGAUGAUGAAGCUCAGGCAGAGAAAACAGAUGAAGUGGAUUCAGAAGAGAGACAGACAGAGAUGCAGAUUGAAUCAGAACAUGAAAAUCAUUCAGAUACAGUGGAGGACAACGACAACACCGUGAGACCUGAGGAUUCAGCUCCGCCUGACGUACUGCCGUCUGAUCAACAGGAGGAAGAGGAGAGAGUCUGAAGAUCACAUCAAACACACAUCUACAUCUCUUCUGUGUGUUUCUGUUGCUGAAUAUUGUCCAGAAACUCAAGUGUUUGUUCAUUUAAUGUUCAUUUAAAGUAACUUCACUUUCUUUACUUCACUAUAUGUUGUUUAACAGGAUAAAAUAAAGACAGGUGCUCAUAUCUUACUGAUUUAAUA